AUGUCGGACGAAGAGAAGGAUGUUGGCUUCGAGGUCAAGCCCUCGUCAGCAAGCCAUGCCCAGGAACCAGCAGAAGACCGGCCCAAGACCGGCACCAGCAGUGUGUCAUCCGAUGACGACGAGAUACACCACCACCAAGAUGCGCCGAACAGUGACAAUGGUCCUCAACUCCACCCGAUAUCAUCUCGCGCGUCGGCGCCGCUCUCCCGAAUGCCUACCGUCAUCCCCCGGCGCGAGCGGCGCGGGCUGCUCGCACACCUGUGCCUGAUUCCAGAGGUGUCGAAUCCCUACGAAUACAGCCGCAAGAUCAAAUGGACCCUCACCUUCUUCGUCGCCCUGGCCGCCAUGGCCGCGCCCACGGGUUCGGCCAUCAUCCUGCCCGCCCUCAACGACAUUGCCUCCGAUCUCGGCACCACCGCCACCAUCGCCAACAUGAGCGUUGCCUUCUACAUGCUGGCCAUGGCCAUCUUCCCGCUGUGGUGGAGCUCCUUCUCCGAGACGCUGGGCCGCCGCACCAUCUACCUCAGUUCCUUCGUCCUCUUCAUCCUCUGGGGCAUCCUCUCCGCCGUCGCCAGCAACAUCUCCAUGCUGAUUGUCAUGCGUGUGCUGAGUGGCGGCGCCUCGGCCAGCGUGCAGGCCGUCGGCGGCGGCACCAUCGCCGACAUCUGGGAAGUGAAGGAGCGCGGCCGUGCCAUGGGCAUCUUCUACCUGGGCCCCCUCUGCGGCCCCCUGAUUGCUCCCAUCGUCGGCGGUGCCCUUGCAGAGGGGCUUGGUUGGAGGAGCACUCAGUGGUUCCUCGUCAUCUACGGCGCCGUCGUCUGGCUCUGCAUAUGCUUUUUCCUCCCGGAGACGCUGCGCCGCACGAAGAACGUGGUGGCCGAAGCCGAGAAGGAAGCAGCGAAGGCGACCGCAGCAACACGCACCAACGACGACCCUCUCGCGGGAAGCAACACGACCGAGGAGGUCGAAGCCGCCGCCGCCGGCCUGGAGAAGCCCGCCGCCAACACCGCCCAGCAGCCGUCGCCGCCACUGCAGCGCGUCUCGACACGGCAGAGCGUGCAGCGCACGACGACCAAAUGGCUGCUCGUCCUCCGCCGCUGCUUCCUCGACCCGCUCCGCAUCAUCCUCUACCUCCGCUUCCCCGCCAUCUUCCUCGUCGUCUCGUACGCCACCAUCGCCUUCGCCUGCCUGUACGUCCUCAACAUCAGCAUCGAAACCACCUUCUCGCACCGCCCCUACGCCUUCUCCACCAUCAUCGUCGGCCUCCUCUACAUCCCCAACUCGCUCGGCUACAUGUUCACCUCCCUCUUCGGCGGCCGCUGGCUCGACAGCAUCAUGCGCCGCGAGGCCGCCCGCGCCAACCGCGUCGACCCCGCCACCGGCCGCCUGCAGUUCCGCCCCGAGGACCGCAUGCGCGAGAACGCCUGGCUCGGCGCCGCGCUGUUCCCCGCCGCGCUCGUGUGGUACGGCUGGACGGCCGAGGAAGGCGUCUUUUGGCUGUGCCCCAUGGUGGCGAAUUUCUUCUUCGGCGUCGGCAGCAUGCUCAUCUUCGCCAUGGCGACGACCAUGCUGACGGAGUUUAUGCCCAAGAAGGCGAGCAACGGCAUCGCGCUGAACAACUUUGUCCGCAACAUCUUCAGCUGCGUCGGCAGCGUCGUCGCGCAGCCGCUCAUCGCGGCGAUUGGGAAUGGGUGGCUGUUUACUGGCUUGGCGGUUAUUUCGUUUGUGUGGGGCUGCGCGUGUAUUUGGGCGAUGAAGCGGUUUGGUGAGAGGAUGAGGAAGGGGAUGGAUGGGCAUAAGGCGUUUGCGUGA
This is a messenger RNA of Diplodia corticola, 1812 nucleotides long. Its product is annotated as mfs multidrug resistance transporter. Gene Ontology annotation, biological process: intracellular polyamine homeostasis; transmembrane transport. NCBI's taxonomy places the organism in Eukaryota, Fungi, Ascomycota, Dothideomycetes, Botryosphaeriales, Botryosphaeriaceae. The record is from RefSeq and is a predicted model, not a curated record. Bases 1 to 1812 code for a protein of 603 amino acids. The transcript has a single exon. Gene Ontology annotation, molecular function: polyamine transmembrane transporter activity.